AUGCGGCAAAGCGGAUUCAAGAACUACAGUGUCAAAUUGAUCUGGCUACCAGACAGAAUCNUUGAGCCCCCUUCUCAGAAAAAAAACAGCUUCAAAACCGACUUCACUGGCCUAACAAGCAAUCUCACGGGACCAGAUCCAGAUAAAUUCAGGAGGCGCCCAAAGGAACUAAUGGACGCAAGAGCUGGGCAAGGAAACUCUAAAGGAGAUUGUUCUAAAAGCUCUGGUGAGUCCACCUUUACGCCAUCAAAGAGAAGGAGAUUAAGUAGCAGUGGAGAACGACAAGCCAAAAAAGCUCAGACUGAUGAAGCAGAGACUCUGAAUCAACCUCCAACUGUUUUUGAACGUCUUGGUUCUAAAGGUGAUCCCCAUUUAGCUACCAGUCCGAAAGAUUCAUCUGGAGGUAAAAAGAAGGCUUCCCCGUCUGUCUUUGAAAGGUUAAGCUCUCAAGCCUCGAGUUCUAGUGUAAGAUUGGAAGUCUCUACCACUCAUUCACACUCGGAUCAUUCUGCUCCAGUAGCAGCUCGGUUAACGAAUCAUUCUGCUUCUAUAACAGCAAAGACUCCCGAGGUGGGAAAUACCCCUAUAGUUCGUCACCUGAGGGAAAUACGAGGUCGAUAUUUCCCGGAGGUUACAUUCCUCUGUGAGACCAAGAAAAAACGUGAUUAUUUGGAGAAUGUUGUGGGCCAUUUAGGAUAUUUUGAUCUUCAUACAGUUGAACAUGUUGGUAAGAGUGGAGGGUUAACUUUAAUGUGGAAAGACUUGGUUUCAGUGAAGAUUUUACAGUCGGAUAAAAGGAUGAUUGAUGCAAUUGUUUCAUGGCAAGGGAAAGAAUUUUAUCUGACUUGUAUUUAUGGAGAGCCGGUUCAGAGUGAACCAGGUAUCUUGUGGGAGAGAGAUAACCAACCUAAUGCGGCAAAGCGGAUUCAAGAACUACAGUGUCAAAUUGAUCUGGCUACCAGACAGAAUCCUCUUAAGCGAGACGAGCUCAACAGACUUAAGCAGGACCUACACCGAGAGUAUAAGAAUGAAGAGCAAUUUUGGAAGGAUAAGAGUAGGGUUUCUUGGCUCAACAAUGGGGAUAGAAACACUAAGUACUUUCACGCGGCAACCAAAAAUCGAAGAGCUCAGAAUAGAAUCCGUAGUCUGAUUGAUGAUGAUGGGAAGGAAUGGUAUGUGGACAAUGACUUGGGAAAACUAGCUGAACACUACUUCCACCUUUUAUUUACUUCUGAGGACUUUGGUCUCCAAAUUGGUGAUAAGAUCGGUCAAGGAAACAUGGUUUCCCUGGUUCAAAAUGAACAGCUGCUGCAACCGGUAACUCUGGAGGAAGUAAGAAAUGCUGUUUUACACAUCAAUCCGAACAAGAGCCCAGGUCCCGAUGGCUUGACAAGGCAUUUUUAUCAACAAUAUUGGGAUGUUCUUGGGGAUCAGAUUCUAGAGAUGGUCAAGGAUUUUUUCAGAACAAGAAGAAUUGAUAAAGAGAUGAAUAAAACCAGCAUCUGUCUGAUUCCUAAGAAGCUUAAAUCAGUCAAGCUCUCGGAAUUCAGACCUAUAAGUCUUAGCAAUGUUAUCUACAAAGUUAUAGCAAAAGUGUUGGCUAAUAGACUUAAGAGGGUACUUCCUGAUGUGGUUUCGGAUACUCAAGCAGCAUUCAUCCAGGGCAGGCUUAUCUCGGAUAAUAUUCUGGUGGCGCAUGAACUUCUACAUGCUCUCAACUCCAAGAAUAAGUGCUUAGAGGAGUUCAUAGCGAUCAAAACGGAUAUCUCCAAGGCUUUUGAUAGAGUCCAAUGGUCAUUUUUGAGGGAAGCUCUAAAGCUGUUGGGGUUCUCAGCCAAAUGGAUUCACCUUAUAAUGAGCUGUAUGGAAUCAGUUAACUAUCAGGUGCUGAUUAAUUUCACACCCUAUGGCGAGAUUAUCCCGACAAGGGGAUUUAGGCAAGGUGACCCACUCUCACCUUAUCUCUUUGUACUCUGUACUGAAAUGCUUGUACGAAUGCUUCAGAGAGCAGAGGAGGAAGGUCGAAUCUCAGGAUUAACAGUUGCAAGAGGGGCUCCUCCAGUGUCUAAUAUCCUAUUUUCUGAUGACAAUAUCUUCUACUGUCAGCACAAGGACGAAGAGCUCCAAUGCUUAAUGAGUAUCCUUGAUGAAUACAAUUUAGCCUCAGGACAACAGAUCAACUAUCAAAAAUCCAGUAUAUACUUUGUGAAGCAGGUUCCAGAGGAUAGAAGACCUCGGAUUAAGAGCCUUACUGGAAUUACUGAGGAAGGAGGUGAAGGUUUCUAUCUUGGUUUACCUGAAGCGUUUGGGGGUUCAAAGGUCACGAUCCUGGGAUACUUGAGAGAUAGGCUCCAGCAAAAGGUCUUUGGUUGGCAUUCUAACGUCCUGUCGCCAGGAGGUAAGGAGAUAUUGCUAAAGGCUGUCGCAUUGGCGCUCCCCACUCAUAUGAUGGCUUGCUUCAAACUUCCUAAAGCAAUUUGUCAAAAAAUGGCUUCGCUUUGGAGGAUGCUAAAUCGACCCGAUACUUUAAUGGCCAGAAUCUUCAAGAGUAGUUAUUUUAGUAAAUUGAAUCCUCUCCAAGCUAAGUUGGGAUCACGACCUUCAUUUGCCUGGCGUAGCAUCUGCGAAGCACAUGAACUAAUCAAACAAGGUGCGAGACGGGUGAUAGGCGAUGGGAAACUCACUGAUAUAUGGAAGGAGCCAUGGCUUAGUUCAAAGCCUGCCAGAAGCUUACAAAGGGUCAAUCUCAUUCCACCCCACCUAAAGUCUUUGGUGUCCUCUCUUUCUCGAGUCAAUGAACUGAUGAGCGAUAAUGGAAGGAAUUGGAGGAGGGACAUUCAGGAUUUGAUAUGUAGCGAGGAAGAUAUGAGGUUGAUUGAAGAGCUAAGACCUGUGGGAAAGCAUAUAAAGGAUGUUUAUUCUUGGGAUUAUACCAAAAUAGGGCAUUAUUCAAUAAAAUCAGGCUACUGGGUCUGGAAAACUGAGGCUAGUCCGAAAGUUCAACAUUCCUUAUGGAAAUGUUUGACUAACUGCCUUUCUGUUGCAAAGAACUUGUCUCAUCGGCACUUGACUAGAGAAAACAGCUGUGCAAGAUGUCCAAGUGAAGAAGAAUCAGUUAACCAUCUCCUCUUUCUCUGUACCUAUGCACGCAACAAUCAUACCAUGGUUGCUAUGGAGAUUUGGAAGUCUAGGAAUGAUUAUGUCUUUAAAGGGAAGGAUUUCAAUGCGCAGGAAACUGUGGAGAAAGCUUUGGAGGAUGCAAUGGAAUGGAAUCAGAGAAAGGGUCCAAAUGAGCUGGUACGUGAUCAGACCUCUAGAAGCGGAAAUGGUAUGAUAAAAUGGCAACCUCCUCCCUCCGAUUGGGUUAAGUGCAACACAGAUGGUGCUUGGAAUGGAGAGACUAACCCUGUUGGAAUAGGAUGGGUUCUACGGGACCAUGAGGGAACAGUAUUAUGGGUGGGAGCACAAGCUUUUUGGUGUGCUAGAACAGUUCUCGAAGCUGAGUUAGAGGCUUUAAGGCAAGCGAUUUUGUCAAUGAUCUGA
This is a messenger RNA of Camelina sativa (false flax), 3543 nucleotides long. RefSeq lists its product as uncharacterized. The record is from RefSeq and is a predicted model, not a curated record. Gene Ontology annotation, molecular function: nucleic acid binding; RNA-DNA hybrid ribonuclease activity. Lineage: Eukaryota; Viridiplantae; Streptophyta; Magnoliopsida; Brassicales; Brassicaceae.